This is a messenger RNA of Cyprinodon tularosa, 824 nucleotides long. It is a transcript of the gene fcf1, whose product is annotated as FCF1 rRNA-processing protein. The coding region runs from base 138 to 731 and encodes 197 amino acids. Lineage: Eukaryota; Metazoa; Chordata; Actinopteri; Cyprinodontiformes; Cyprinodontidae. The record is from RefSeq and is a predicted model, not a curated record. Gene Ontology annotation, cellular component: small-subunit processome; nucleolus. The transcript has 8 exons.
UCUACCUUCGUUUGUCAGUCGUUAGCAUAGCAACCGGAACAAACGUAGAAAGUAGUCGCUUUUUCAUGACGUGUCAUAAUCGACGCACGAGGAGUGUGGCAGCUACUUACAGAGAGCUAGUGCUGAAAUUCUGAAACAUGGGGAAACAGAAGACGAAAAAGUUUGCUGCAAUGAAAAGAAUGAUUAAUCUUCGGGAUCAAAGAAUAAAAGAAAAAGAUCGUGCUAAAACAAAAGAAAAGAAGAAAAAAGAUCCUUCAGAGCUUAAGGAGCGGGAAGUCACAAAGUAUCCAUCAUGUCUGUUCUUCCAGUACAACACUCAGCUUGGCCCACCGUAUCACGUUCUCGUUGAUACCAAUUUCAUCAACUUUUCCAUUAAGGCAAAGCUGGACAUCGUUCAGUCUAUGAUGGACUGCUUGUAUGCCAAAUGUAUACCCUACAUCACAGACUGUGUGAUGGCUGAGAUCGAAAAGCUUGGGAUGAAAUACAGAGUUGCUCUCAGGAUAGCCAAGGAUCCACGCUUUGAACGGUUGCCAUGCACACAUAAGGGAACCUAUGCUGAUGACUGCUUAGUCCAAAGGGUGACCCAGCACAAGUGUUACAUCCUGGCCACUGUGGACAGAGAUCUUAAGAGACGAGUCAGGAAGAUACCCGGGGUUCCCAUCAUGUACAUCUCAAAUCACAGGUAUAAUAUUGAAAGGAUGCCUGACGACUACGGUGCUCCAAGGUUUUAAUAUUUCUGUCAUGUGUACAUAGACUGAAGAUUCCUAUUGACUGUAGUUUCUCUUUAUGCUUAAUAAAAUUCAGAGGUCUUGAUGCUUAAACGA